Mesorhabditis spiculigera is the source of this 209-nucleotide messenger RNA. NCBI's taxonomy places the organism in Eukaryota, Metazoa, Nematoda, Chromadorea, Rhabditida, Rhabditidae. The record is from the annotation of a GenBank genome assembly.
AUGAUCAGCAACUAUCUCGACAUCCUCUACACGGACACGAACCUCAUCUUCGACCGCCGCUUCUACAGCUACGUGCUGCCCGCCGUGAAGUCGAUGGGCGAGCCGUACACGCUGCGCAUCAAGUUCACGACGGAUUUUUGGAAUCCGAUCCAGUGGAAGAGCGGACGCCUCUUUGGUCGGCCGAGACCGAAAAGUCAACAUUUUUCAAG